GUUGUUUACAAUACCAAGACAAAAUGGCCCGUUCGGUGAUUUGGCCCGCUCGGUGAUAGAUUACGUUAUAUAUACACGUGUAUCUGUAUAUGUAUAUGAAUAUGAAUAUACAGAUUAUGCGCACCACCGUUCUUCUCGUGCAGCAGAUAUCCUCGCUCCAGGGCUGUAUCCCAUCCGGUUUCCAUCGUCGUGAGAAGGAUGCAUGCCUCGCGCGGGCGGACGGACAGAGGUUUCGACUAUGAUGAUGAUGAUGAUGAUGAUGACUCGCGUCCCGGGAGUCCAGUCCAGUACACGAACACUCCGAUCCCCCAACGGGUGCCGACGGACACGUGACGGGCACAGCUACGGCUGUUCUAUUGAUGACGACGUCCAGUUUGGGAUCCGUGGGCGAUCGUGGUAACCACGGAUGAUGCUGAUGAUGCUGAUGAUGAUGAUGAUGAUGAUGAUGGUGGUGGUGGUGGUGGUGGUGGUGGAGUGCCACAGGAGGAGGACGAGACGGAGCUCGGAAGGGCAAAGAGGCGGUGGUCACAAGUAUUACAUUAUCAGAAAAUCAUCGUCAGGAUGCAGCCUGGACCGUCUUGUCUGUCUUGUCUGAGCAUGUCCAGGCGGAAUGUCGUCGACCCGCGAUGAUGGGGAUGAGGGUGAGUGAUGAGACUACCAAGGUCGCCAUCCAGCCAUCCAUCAAUCCAUCCAUUCACCCAGCCGGCCGCGCCCAGCCUGCAGGUGACGAAUUUCUCCGCCACAUCGCAUUGGUGCAGCACCCUUUUUUUCGGGGUCCCGUCUCUGCCGGAUUUCGCUGAGCCCCAUUGAGGAGGGAACAAAUUACACGAUAUGGAUGUUUUUUUUUUGUUUUAAUCUUCGCUUGUAGGGAUAUGGCUG
This is a messenger RNA of Dissoconium aciculare CBS 342.82, 879 nucleotides long. RefSeq lists its product as uncharacterized. The transcript has a single exon. The coding region runs from base 407 to 595 and encodes 62 amino acids. The record is from RefSeq and is a predicted model, not a curated record. Lineage: Eukaryota; Fungi; Ascomycota; Dothideomycetes; Mycosphaerellales; Dissoconiaceae.